AUGGCGGGACCUGAAGGACGUCGGUCGCCCGCGCCCGGGCACGACUCGAUCGAGCCGAGUAAACCAGAAGCACCACAGUACGGGCUUGAGAAGCAGCCGAGCUCCACGAGCAGCGUGGCAGCUGCGGCCCCAAGGGACGAGAAGAACGCAUCGACCCCGAUCGAGGAGCACUAUGGUGUCGACUCGGAGAAGCAGAGCGAGCAGGUCGGCUCGCUCCAGGCCAAGUCCGAGUCGGAGCUCCCCAAGAAGGCCUGGGUGGCUUUCUGCGAGCGGCACUGGAAGAAGGUGGCCCAACUGGUCACCUUUAUGGUCUUCACCGCAUGGUGGAUCUAUGGCCUAGUCUUCUUCCGGCAUACCGAGGGCAAAGGUUGGCUGAUUCCGACGCUGCUCUACCUCGCGAUCCUCGCACGUCUCAUCACGCUGUACCUCCCGGUGUCCCUCAUCAUGCGGCCGGUGCGCUUCAUCUGGCUGCGGACCGUGGUUGUGGGCUACAACCUGAUCCCGGCUAAGCUGCACCAGCCGCUAGCUGCGGUUGGCACGUUCGGCGUGUUCUUAAUCGGCAGCUUCGUGCCCGAGGAGACGGGCGACAACACACGGGCGAACCGGGCCAUCUCGAUCUUUGGCUUCAUCGUGAUGUUAGCGAUUCUGACAGCGACGUCGCGUAACUGGCGCAUCAUUCCGUGGCACACUGUCAUUGGCGGCAUGCUGACGCAGUUCAUCAUCGCCAUUUUUGUGUUGCGCAGCAAGGCUGGAUACGACAUCUUCAAGUUCAUCUCCGACAUGGCGCGGCAGCUACUCGGCUUCGCGGGCCAGGGCCUGGCCUUCUUGACGGACGACGACUUUGCGUACAAACAGGGCUGGUUCCUCACGGGCGUGAUCCCUGCCAUUAUCUUCUUCAUCGCACUCGUACAGAUGCUCUACUACGUCGGUUUCCUGCAAUGGUUCAUCCGCAAGUUCGCCACCUUCUUCUUCUGGACGCUGCGCGUGUCCGGGGCCGAAGCCGUGGUUGCGGCUGCCACACCCUUCAUCGGACAAGGCGAGUCGGCGAUGUUGAUCCGACCCUUCAUGGACCACCUGACGAUGGCCGAGAUCCACCAAAUCAUGACGUGCGGUUUUGCGACAAUCGCUGGCUCCGUGCUGGUCGCGUACAUCGGUCUGGGCCUUAAUGCGCAGGCGCUUGUGUCAAGCUGCAUCAUGUCCAUUCCCGCGACGCUGGCCGUGUCCAAGAUGCGCUAUCCGGAGACAGAGACACCCGUGACGGCCGGCAAAGUCGAGGUGCCCGACAACGGGGAUGAGGAGCACACGGUUAAUGCUCUUCACGCCUUCACCAACGGCUCAUGGUUCGGUCUCAAGAUCGGUGCCACCAUUGUCGCCUGCCUGCUAACCGUCAUCGCCUUUGUCGGCCUCAUUAACGGUCUGCUCGGCUGGUGGGGCGGCUACUGGGGUCUGACGGCCCCGGACAAGCCGGUGCUCUCACUCGAGCUGAUCCUCGGUUACAUUCUGUACCCGGUCGCCUGGCUGCUAGGCGUACCUAAGGACGACCUCCGGCCAGUCGGCGAGCUGAUUGGCAAGAAGGUCAUCAUCAACGAGUAUGCCGCGUUCAGCGCGCUGGUUACGGACAAGCGGUACAAGGCCAUGGCCGCGCGGUCCCGGCUCAUUGCGACAUAUGCCUGCUGCGGUUUCGGAAACAUUGGGUCCCUCGGCAUCCAGAUCGGCGUCCUAUCCCAAAUCUCGCCCCGUCGCGCCGGUGACGUCGUCAAGGUCUCGGUCUCGGCCUUUGUCUGUGGCGUCCUGUCUACCCUGACAUCGGCCAGCAUUGCCGGCAUGUUGUUCACCGAGGACAUGAUUUGA
This is a messenger RNA of Dichotomopilus funicola, 1851 nucleotides long. RefSeq names its product Na+ dependent nucleoside transporter C-terminus-domain-containing protein. Gene Ontology annotation, molecular function: nucleoside transmembrane transporter activity; symporter activity. Gene Ontology annotation, cellular component: plasma membrane. The record is from RefSeq and is a predicted model, not a curated record. The transcript has 3 exons. NCBI's taxonomy places the organism in Eukaryota, Fungi, Ascomycota, Sordariomycetes, Sordariales, Chaetomiaceae. Gene Ontology annotation, biological process: nucleoside transmembrane transport. Bases 1 to 1851 code for a protein of 616 amino acids.